This is a messenger RNA of Adelges cooleyi (spruce gall adelgid), 2591 nucleotides long. RefSeq lists its product as uncharacterized. The transcript is spliced from 5 exons. The record is from RefSeq and is a predicted model, not a curated record. NCBI's taxonomy places the organism in Eukaryota, Metazoa, Arthropoda, Insecta, Hemiptera, Adelgidae. Bases 788 to 1555 code for a protein of 255 amino acids.
CAACCGCAUUCGUUUUUGAUUACCGCAACUCUGAUACUGUCAUCGUGCACUACGAUGAUGUUGUGUACGUCUGUGUGGACGGAUCACUGGGAAAGCAUGGAUUGGGACUUGGCCGAAGUAACAUCGACGUCUAAACAAAGCUAUGUUCACGCCUAUAGCCAAGUUCACACGGUUCUGUUCACUUUCGAUGACGAAUCAUCCAAAAUAAACCGAAUUGGACCAAACUUUUAAUAACCAUUCACUCACUUUUGAUACUUAAACGGUCCAUUUUUUUAAUGAAUUUAUUCAUAACAAAUAACAAGUUAAAAUUCCGACAACUGUUAAGAGGACGGUCUCACACACACACUUCUUUUUACAAAAACUUAAUUUAGAGCUAAUACUAUUUUGUAAUUUUUUUGUGGAUCGUGUUGAAGAUACUUUAUGGGCGCGAGGGUCCUUCUAAGAGGGUAAAUUGAGACGCUUAUUAGAACAAGGACCCAAUUUCAAAUUUUGGAUUUUAUUCAGGAGACAAAAAACAAUUUUUUUAGGUACCUUAUUUAGCCUAAGGCAUUUUUUAUAUUUCCUGAAAAAAACUAAAAUUUGAAAUUUUGGGCCUCGCUCUAAUAAGCGUUUCAAUUUUCAAGUCACACAGAAACUACGUCGUCGACGAUUAAUGUUUCCAAAAAUGUUGCUGGUGGCGUGAACAGGGCACAAUAUAUAAGAUGCCUUUGAGCUGUUGAAAACUCAAAACCAAUCGGCCACCAAAUGGACGAACAACGUGCAAACCGAAUGGCUGGUGAACGGGACCAUGGUGCAAAUAACGAUUAAUUCGGCAACACGACCCUCGGCGGCAAACAACGGGGACGCGUUGCUGGUGUUGGCCACAUCCAAUCAAAAUCAUUACAAAAACAUCCACGACCCGUUACUGUACGAAAUCGGAGAAACGGCUACCGUAAUAUUAGCGCCCAUGUACGGAGGCAUUUGGGCGCUUUGCAUUGCCCUAACAGAUGAACAGCUUGUACAACUAUACCGGGAAACGGGUACAACAAUUGGACAUAUACUUCCGAAAUGUGUCAAUUAUUUGAACGAUGACAAUUAUUCGUCCGAAGAGUAUUUUCGACCAGAUUGGCAUCACAGAAUGCAAAAUGUAUCGAUGUCCUGUGCCUUGGUAUGUGUGAUUAUUGUUGGAACGGCAACUUUAAUAGGAUUAUUUUCCAUUUGUCGAAAUCAAAUCAGCGCUAUGCUAGUAACAGCAGUUUUGUACUUGUUAGCGGCCACUUUUGGGUUGUUUACAUUGGGCAUUAUGCAUAACAAACAUAAUUCAAGGAAAUCACAUACCCAGAAAAAUUGUAACCGCUCACUUGCGUUAAUUGAUGGAAUGAUAAAUGCUGGAGGAAACAUGUGCCAAACAAUACAGUUCUGGGAACAACUACUCACAGCAAGAAUUUAUUCGCUUGAUUGGAGUGUGAAUUUAGGAUGGAUUGCAGUGAUGUUUUGUGCGUUAACUAGCUUUUCAUGGAUAGUAUUAUCAAAAGUUAUGAGAAAUUCACCCUUAAUAAUUAAUUCGAACAACUAAAUUAGUUUAAUGAUGCUUAUGUACUUUAUUAUCCAAUAUGCAAUAGAAGAAACCUAACAUUUUUAAUAUGCACCAAGUGCCUAAUGCUUAUUAAGUAGAUCAAUAGUUUUUUUUUAAUAUUAAAUUUUAAAAUUAAUGGCAAGAAUGUAUUUAAAAAUAUAUAAAUGAAUUACUGUGUUAAGUAGCUGAGUGGUCAUUGUGUAAAACAUUGGCUUUUACGUACUAGCUAUAGUCUAAAACUUGGUAUACUAUCAUCGUACUAUGGGGUCUAUGAAUCAGUACAACUAAAAUAUGAUACAGUAAAUAGUAUAAAAGUAUUUUCACACAUUUUUCGAUCUAAAUCUGUUCCAAUUCAAAAAUUGGUCACUGACAUUAUUUUUGCAACCCAACAGACUCAGAUUAAAUAUGUAUGAACAUAAUGUAAAAACAAUUCCAUUCAUAUUUUUUAAUCAGAUAUUGGUGAAAAGACCUUAUUUUGUGAAAUACAAUCUGAUAUGUAAAAAACUAUAUAUUUUUUUAUUUGCUAACUAUGGAUCUUUAAUCAAUAUAUUGAAAAAUUAUAAUUAACCGUAAGUACUAUCUGUAAUAACCACUCAAUGUAUUAUUAGACAAACAUAACACUUAAUUACAAUUUUUUUUAAUAUUUCUCCUUUCAACUAUUACACGCAUCACAAAUAAUGUGACUUAUUUAUAGUAUAAACAACAAAAGAGACAUUGCUGUAACAUCACAGCUCGUAUCCAAAUUAACAUUUUAAAAGUAAUAAAUGAUGUUUUUUUAACCCUUAUGUAUGUAAUAAUAAUAAUUUUUAAUUAUUUUUGUACCACUUUUAGAUUUUGUAUUACAAGUAGAAAAUAAAUUGUAAAUUAGAAAAAUUUCUUAUAAAUAUGCGCUACAGUAUGAAGCUAUUCAUUAUACAUACAUAGUAAGACCUAUUGAAUGAUGGUAACAUAAUACAAAUCAGCAAAUCACUUGUUAUCACAAUGAAAUUAGGUACUUUUAAACAAUAUAUAUAAUUUAUUUUAUUUUGUAAGUUAU